Molecule: messenger RNA, 1056 nt
Organism: Prorocentrum cordatum
Lineage: Eukaryota; Dinophyceae; Prorocentrales; Prorocentraceae
Source: the annotation of a GenBank genome assembly
AUGGAGGCCAUCCUGGCACAGCUCCCUGCCGCGCUCAGUGCGGCCACGGUCCCACUCAUGGAGAAGUAUGAGGAGCGCUUCAACCAGCAGCUACGACGUGUCGACGGUGAAGUCCAUGCACAGCGUGCUCGAUCGGACCUGCUCGACAGCACUGUGGCGGGCAUCGCUCACCGGCUAUCGCAUUUGGAAAAAGAGCUCGACCUGGCAAAGGCGAAGCCGCGUCCUCCCGUUGUACCGAACCCAGAGUGGGACAGGGAAGUGGACCUCUCCAUCCUCACGGUGCGGGCAUCCUCUGCGGUGGCUAAGAAUGCUGUGGCGGCGGCCCUGGCUCCUUGGCUCACCGAAGCAAACGUCCCUCUCGGGGACGGUGUGGAACUGCAUGGAGAUGACGUCGCCAAAUCUUUUACUCUUGCAUUUCAAGGCCCCAUGGAAGCAACCCGUACCUCGAGAAGGAGUCAGGCCCAGCAGCAGCUCCGACUGCCAAAUGGGGCGUGGCGUGCAUUCCGUGUUGACGUGGGCACUGAGUCGGUGCCGAUCCAUGUCUCCGCGGACAAGAACAAAAAGAUGGUCGCCACAGAGAUUGCCUGCAAGAAGCUGCAACGGGGUCUCACCGACCGUGGCAUCCGUACAUUUCUCGACAAGGACAAUGGUCAACUUCUGGCCAAGUGGGAGCCCUUGGUGCGGGUGCUCCCUUUACCUGCAAGCAGAACGCCGAAGGUGGAAUGGAAUCUCCCUGCACUGGCCGACGCUGGCUUGUCCAGGGAUGAGGCCAAUGAGCUUGCUCGCCAGGUCUUCGACACACGAUUCAGCCCUGCAAAGUCACAACCCCACGGCCACAUGCUCUCCGCGUUCGGCAUCGUCGGGGACAACUGUGGCCACAUGUACUUCACCUUCUGGGCCAUGUUCUCCGAGUCAGACCCCUUCCUCGGCGUCGUCUCUUUCAUCUUCUCCCCCGUCUGCAGCCUCCCCCAGUACUGCGUCGACGGAAGGGCGUCCCGUCCUGGCGACUCGAGCUGGCUGAAGAUCUUCAGGGACAUGACGGAGCUCGCCUCGGAG